AUGGAUAGUCCCAGCAAACGGUCUGCCAAACGUCGCGCAGACAGAGAUAGCAGGGUUGGCGCUGCUUCCCGCUCUGUCGAGAAUCAGCGGCCGACGCCGCCCCUCUCGUCUCCUUGGGUCUCAGGGCAACGAUCCAACGGCACAAUUCUAUUUAGUGAUCCAGAGACGAGGCUUGAUGGCAGUCCCGCUUCUACCGAGGCUCGUGUGGCAAAGUGUGAAAGAAGGAUCCUGGACCACAACAACUUGAUCCUCAAUCACGACUUGAAAAUCGCCUCGCACGAGGCUCACUUGGCUAAGCAUGACACGGAGAUUGAUAGCAUUCUCUCGCGACUGAGAUCGGUCGAGGGAAGGCUUCGAUUUGACCGUGAGUCUCCAGCAAGGGCAGAUGACGACAUACGAAAGCGCGUCGACGAGCUUACCGGCAGAUUUAACAGCCGCGAUAGCUACAUUCGGAGUGAGGUGCGAAGACAUUGGAAAGCCGUCGAUGAGCAGGUGCGCGUCAACGAGAGGAUCGACAAGCUGAGCAAGGAAAUCACGGCCCAAGAAACGCGUCUUGAGGACUGCCAGAAGGCAGUAGAUAAGAAGUUACGAACAAGUCAUAAGAUCAAGAAGCUAAGCGCUCGCAUCGCUCAGCUAGAGAGCAAGUUGAGCGAUGACAAGAUUGUGGUCCUAUCGGCCACGCCCGCGGAUGCCGGUGGACAAGCUCCUUUGGAUAUCCCUUGGUUGGCGGCUCAACUGAGCGCGGGUCAGACGAUAGUCUAA
Molecule: messenger RNA, 762 nt
Organism: Canariomyces notabilis
Lineage: Eukaryota; Fungi; Ascomycota; Sordariomycetes; Sordariales; Chaetomiaceae
Exons: 2
Coding region: 1-762 (253 amino acids)
Source: RefSeq, a predicted model, not a curated record